CGUCAACGACCAUCACUUUCCGGCUGACUGCGUUGACUCUUCCACAUGGUUUCCAGCUAGCCUGGAUCUGCGGGGUGCUGGGAGUGUAGUCGCCGACAUUUCGGACAGAAACCACAGACAGACAUCUUGUCACAUGAGCACCUAGAAACAGAUCAAAAUGGGUAAAAGUAAAACCACGAAGUUUAAGCGGCCGCAGUUCAACUCUAUCGGCCUGCCGGUGAACGCUGUGAAGGAAGCGGACGAAGAGCACGACGAAGAAAGCUGUCCGGCUGCGGAGCUGCUGGAAAAAUUGCAGAGUCCCAGUGCAGACAUUCGAGAGUUUGCAUGUGCCAGCAUUUCUCGGGUGGUGCAGCAGAGCCAGGCAAUUCCCGGUUUCCUCCAGAGGGAUGCAGUCAGACGGCUGGGCCCCAUGCUGCUGGACGGCAGCGUGGCCGUCAGGGAGACGGCCACUGGGGCGCUCAGAAAUCUGAGUGCAUGCGGAGGUCAGGAGGUGUGCGAAGACAUGGUGAGGCACGACGUCAUGACGCCGCUGACAGCACUGCUUCGAGAGUGUUGUACUGGUUUCGACACUGCUGCUGUUGCAAUGAAAGACCAGAGCAAUCCUGUGGAGGGAGUGGCCAACGAAGCUGUAAACCUACUGUGGAAUCUAUGUGAGAGCAGCAGCCAGGCAGUGUCUUUGUUCAACAAAUCCGGCCUCUUGGACAUGGUUGUCCAGUGCUUGGAGAGAUACCCUCACAAUGUGGAGCUGUCCAUAUCAGCUGCUCACUGUUUGCACACUGUGACCGAGGACAACCCCGAGCUGCUGCGUAGCAUGAACGCCGCUGUACUUGGAGCCCUAGAAAAAGUGCUGCUGUCAUCUCAGCCAGGCAUGGCGCACAUUCUCCUCAGGACUUUAGCUGCAGGUACGCUGUGGAACAUGAAGGCCAGCCUGCCUGCGGCCCGACAAGCCCAGACCCUCAACGCCGUGGUGGCCACCCUGUCACAGUGUCUGGAUUUGGACGCAGGGGUGUUGAUCCCUGAACUUAGACGAGCGGAAGAGGCUAACCACAGAAACACGGCUGCUGUGGCCGAAGCAGAACAGGCGGAGGCAGCGGCGGAGCCCGCUGAGGAGGAGAUGGACGAGGAGGACGCACCCAUGAAGAAGAAGAAUGGCAAAACUACGAAGGUUGACACUGACUUUUCCGACCUGCUGCCUAGGGGUAAGGAGGAGCUGAGGGAGGCAACGGCCUUGCUGACAGCCCAGCAAACGUCCUUGGAGAUCAUUGUCAACAUGUGCUGCUCUGACGACCCUUCUGAUGACGAGUGGGAGGAGGAGUCGAGCAGCGAUGAAAGUGACUUGGGUCCUGACGGGCUCUGCGACGGACUGUCCAGUCUGAUGUCUCCACUGUGCUUGUCAGCUGAGGUUCAAGGGGCCUUGAUCAACCAUGGCAUACCAGAAAAGGUUCUCAACAAAACAUCCUUCCCCAGAGAGGAAGCCACUAAUGUGUGCCAAGAGAAUCCAUCCUGGAGGAGCCUGAGCAGGCGGAUGCAGCGGGUUCAGUCCCGAGCGCUGACUUGCCUCCACAGCAUCCUCUCCACCAUGGAUGCAGAGUCUCUGGGCGGUGAGGCAGCCCUGCAGGGAGCAGCACAGCACCUGUCCUCAUUGGUCUUUGGUGCUGAAGAAAUCCCCAAAGAUGAGGAGUUCCUUGAGGCCGUCAUCAGCGCCAUGCGCUCUCUCCUGCAGAUAAUUGCCUCCAAAAACAUCAGCCAGUGCAUGACCCCCCAGCAGCUGAUGAGUCUGAGCGAGGCGGCCACCCGCUGCGAUGUUGUCAGCGUGAGGGUUAACGCCGUCGCCAUCCUAGGAAUCACUGGAAGCACAUUAGCCAAAGAAAAGGGCACGGUGGAAACCCUUCAGAUGAUUGGAAACGCCUUGCUUCAAGUCGCUACGAGGGACUCCGACCUGGUUGUGAACGGAGAAGCGCUCGACGCUUUGUUUGACGUGUUCGCUGAUGGAGAGGAGGCAGAAAUGGCGGCUAAAAACCUCAACUUACUGCCUGCACUUAAGGCACUUCAGCCUGUCUUCAAGGCAAAGAUCCGUAAAGAAGGCCGUGGUAAAUACAGCCCUCAGCAGCUGUGCGUGUUGGACAACAUCAAAAUCAACCUGAGAAGAUUUAUUGGUUAUCUGGAAAAGGGGGUGAAGAAAUAAGGACUUUGUGUUCUUCACACUGUGAUCAGUUGUUGAGACGUGAUGAGAUGGUGCAGUUGACAAACCGUCACUUAUUUAUGUAUUUUUAAAAAUAAUUACUGUUUACAGUUGUUUUGAGUUAUGUGAAUAUUUUUUGUGAAAAGGAAGAGGUGGUGGCAUUUUGUCUGUGAAGAGUCACCAACACGGUUUAAAAGAUUUCAGCAGAUUUUGAUGGCAUGUUAGCAACAUUUUUAAAAGAUAACGGUGAAAAAAAGCAGACUGCAGUUUUUCUUUCAUUUGUACCCAUUAACUUUAUCCUAACUAGUAGGAGGAGACCUAUUUAGGGAAAAAUGCAGUCAUGUUGCUAGGACACGACAGACUGCUGUUAUUUUACAGCAGAAUGGUCCAUUUUAGUUUUAGAAAAUAAACUGCUUUUCUUAAAUUAAUCACAUCACGGGACUAUUUUGUAUCCAUUGUGAAGACUUUUGGAAAUCACUCUUUGAAAGCCACUUUUAUAGAUUCAUAUUUUUAAGUUAAAUUGCUGCACAAGUUUUCAAGCUUAUAGAGAAACUAGAGCUAAUGGUGCCCUGACUAAUAGGGAGAAAAUUAACUCCAUAUUAUAGGGGAUGGCUAAAGUAUUCACGCCCUGUUACCUGACCAAGCAGAACAAAAGGAGACUCACAGCAUGAUGCUGCCACCACCAUAAAGAGAUGCAGAGUGCAUCUUUUAUUUGCUUAACAAGAAUAAGGAAGAAAUCCAUGGAUGCGUAUCCAUCUCAUAAUUAUGUCCUAUUUUGUGAUUGUUGCAUAAAAUUCUACUAAAAUAUUAUAUUUGUUGUUGUAACAUGUCAAAAUUCAAUAGAGGUAAAUACUUUUGUAAGGUUAAGUGUGCAAAGGUACAAGGAAAUCUUGAAAUUAAAAAUUCAAACCUUUUUCAGACUUCUACAAUGUGAAAUUCUGAAUUUACUUUCACAAAUUAGCUAGUUUUUAAUAAGCUAACUUAUUAAAAGCUGUGUUGUAAAUAAUUCUUCAAUCUGAAACUUUCUGGGAAAAAAAUAGACUUGACUGACAAGAAUAGUAUUUCGUUCAGCAGUGAAUGGAAAAGGUGUUAAAAAUAUUUCUGGGUGUAUCAGAAAUGUGGCAAAACUUUUAUACUACAUAGUUUCAUUAAAAUCUGAUUAAUCUAAUAAAGUGAAAAGAAAUUCAACUAAUCUCUUCAUUUUUCUGGAACAUGGUAUAUUAUGGGGUAAAAAAUAUUUAACUUCUCAAAAGUAAAUGCAUAAAGUUCUGAACCAUGAUGUAGACAUGAACUUACUUGAAGUUGUCUUGCUGUAACGGUUUAAAAUAAAAAUACAUUUGGUGUAAGGUGA
Poecilia latipinna (sailfin molly) is the source of this 3533-nucleotide messenger RNA. RefSeq names its product HEAT repeat containing 3 (gene heatr3). Gene Ontology annotation, biological process: ribosomal large subunit biogenesis; protein import into nucleus. The coding region runs from base 158 to 2185 and encodes 675 amino acids. The transcript has 15 exons. The record is from RefSeq and is a predicted model, not a curated record. Lineage: Eukaryota; Metazoa; Chordata; Actinopteri; Cyprinodontiformes; Poeciliidae.